Messenger RNA from Pistacia vera, 2071 nucleotides. Its product is annotated as 70 kDa peptidyl-prolyl isomerase-like. Gene Ontology annotation, molecular function: peptidyl-prolyl cis-trans isomerase activity; protein binding. The transcript is spliced from 13 exons. Lineage: Eukaryota; Viridiplantae; Streptophyta; Magnoliopsida; Sapindales; Anacardiaceae. The coding region runs from base 99 to 1856 and encodes 585 amino acids. The record is from RefSeq and is a predicted model, not a curated record.
CAUAAUCUAAAAGAAAUGCGUCACCCUCCCGCCACAGAACAGUACACAACCUCACUAUCUCUCUCAUCAAUAACAGUUUUUCAUCAAAUCAAUCGACAAUGGUGACGGAGAAAGGGACAAACGUUACGUACGUCGAGGACGAAGAUGAUUUGGAUGAAGAACCCGGUGAGGUGAUCGAAUCAGCUCCACCUCUGCAAGUUGGUGAAGAGAGAGUGCUCAGUAACUUCGGUAUAAAAAAGAAGCUCCUCAAACGUGGCGUCGGCUGGGAAACCCCCGAAUUCGGUGACGAAGUCACCAUUCAUUACGUUGGAACUUUGUUUAAUGGAACGAGUUUUGAUUCUACAAGAGAUAUAGAUGAGCCAUUGACUUUUAAGCUUGGCAGUGGUAAGGUGUUGAGAGGGUUGGAUAAUGGGAUAGCUACUAUGAAGAAGGAGGAAUGUGCGGUGUUCACAUUGCCUUCUGAAUUAGGUUUUGGAGUUGGAGGCCGUGAAGGUGUGCCCCCGAAUUCGGUUGUACUGUACGAAGUUGAACUGCUCUCGUGGAUAACAGUGGUUGAUGUGAGUAAAGAUGGUGGGAUUAUCAAGAAAAUUUUGGAGAAGGGAAAGAGGAACGAGUUGCCUGGUGACUUGGAUGAAGUUCUCGUGAAGUAUCACAUUGUUCUUGGUGAUGGCACUGUAAUAACGAAAACACCCGAAGAAGGAAUUGAGUUUUAUGUGAAAGACGGUCAUCUUUGUCCUGCUUUGGCUAAAGCAAUUUUAACUAUGAAAAAGGGAGAGAGGGCCAAAUUAAUCAUUCAGCCUCAAUAUGCUUUUGGAGAGCAGGGCAGGGAUGCUAAUGAUGGAUUCCAUACGAUCCCACCAAGUUCUGUUCUGCAUGUUGAUCUGGAGUUGAUGUCCUUCAAGCCUGUGAUUGAUGUUUAUGGUGAUUCCAAGGUAUUUAAGAAGAUCUUGAGAGAGGGGGAAGGCACUAUCAAUGCAGAUGAAGGUGCUACUGUAACCAUCAGAUACACGGCUAGGCUAGAAGAUGGAACUAUCUUUGAGAAAAAGGGAAUUGAUGGGGGGCAGCCUCUGGAAUUUAUAAUAGAUGAAGAACAAGUUAUUGCUGGUUUAGACCGAGUAGCAGCAUCAAUGAAGAAGGGUGAACGAGCAAUAUUAACAAUAAAUCCUGAAUAUGGUUUUGGAACUGUUGAAGUAAAGCGGGAUCUUGCUACAGUGCCUCCGCAUUCAAAGCUAUUUUAUGAUGUUGAAAUGUUAGAUUUUAUCAAGGAAAAAGGACCAUGGGAGAUGACUAAUCAGGAGAAAAUUGAGGUUGCUGGGAGGAAGAAAGAAGAAGGCAAUUUGCUUUUUAAAGAAGGGAAGUAUCAACGAGCCGGAAAAAAAUAUGACAAGGCAGCAGACUUUGUGAGUGAAGAUGAAUCCUUUGUGGAUGAUGAGCAAAAGUUUGUCAAGUCGUUGAGAAUUUCUUGCUGGUUGAACGGUGCAGCUUGUAGUCUCAAACUAAACGAUUUCCAAGAAGCAAUCAGGUUAUGUUCAAAGGUGCUAGAUUAUGAAUUCCAUAAUGUGAAAGCUCUGUAUAGGCGAGCACAAGCCUAUAUGGAAAUUGCUGAUCUGAUCUCAGCUGAAUUGGACAUCAGAAAAGCCAUUGAGGCUGAUCCUCAGAACAGGGAGGUGCAGUCACUUCUGAAGACCUUGAAACAACUUCAAACCGAGAGCAACAAAAGAGAUGCAAAGCUCUAUGCAAACAUGUUUGCUCGUGUAACGAAGGAAUCAUCUGUGGCUACCAAGAAAUUAAAAGUCGAGACAGCUGGGGAUGAGAGGCAGGAAGUGGAAAUGGGAAAAGAAGUAGGUAUAAGAUAGUUCAGCUUCUGACAAUGGCAUGGUUGUGUGGGUUCCUGUUGAAGGAUACGUUAAAUGUUAAUGUUACUGAAAUACGAAAUAAGGAGAGAAAAGUAGAGGCUGUAGAUUUGUUUUACCCCGUGCUAAGCACUGUUAUAAUAUUAAUCAUAUACCAUUUUUGUAACUUGUGAAUCGUCAACCUAUGUAUAGAUGCCUUUUAAGGUGUGUUUGGUUCA